Penicillium canariense is the source of this 981-nucleotide messenger RNA. RefSeq names its product EF-hand domain-containing protein. The transcript is spliced from 4 exons. NCBI's taxonomy places the organism in Eukaryota, Fungi, Ascomycota, Eurotiomycetes, Eurotiales, Aspergillaceae. The record is from RefSeq and is a predicted model, not a curated record. Bases 1 to 981 code for a protein of 326 amino acids. Gene Ontology annotation, molecular function: calcium ion binding.
AUGGCCUACAACAAGAGCUACAACCCCGACGCGCUGCCAGCGCACGCGGAGCCUGAGCAGGUCGCGCAGAUGAUCGGGAAUAUGCAGGUGUCUGGAGGCAACAGCCAUAAUGCACAGACUCAAAAACCGCUUCCGUCCCGCCCACCACCGCAGUCAGCGCCCAGCGGUGCGUUUCCCCCUCGCGUCCCCGUCUCCAAUGCUCCAGGGCCGCACGCAUACAACGCCGCCCCUCCGCAUUCCUACAACGGUCGACCUUCGCCCGCGAACGUUCCUCCCCCAAGCCAAACCCAAUACCGGCCUCACCCAUUACAUCCCUCCCCUCCUCCUCAGAACUACGGCUUCGGCCCGCCGCCAUCACAGCCGCAGCUCAGUCGACCCCCGCCCGCGUCGCGCCCGCCGCAAUCCCCCCAACCCCCACCCCUAUCCGCCCCCAGCAAUGACCCAGAGCAUCUUUUCCCCCUCUUCCGUGCAGCCAACUCCUCGCACAGUGGCUCACUCACCGAGCAAGAGCUCGGUUCGGCCCUGGUGAACGGCGACUAUACGUCCUUCCACCCGCGCACGGUGAAAAUGAUGAUCCGCAUGUUCGACCGGAACGGUAAUGGGAUCAUCAACUUCGAUGAGUUUGUCUCGUUAUGGAAGUACCUGGCGGCGUGGCGCGAGCUGUUCGACCGGUUCGACGAGGACCGCAGCGGGCGCAUCAGCUUGCAGGAGUUCGAGAAGGCGCUGGUCGCGUUCGGGUACCGGCUCAGCCCGAAGUUUGUGUCUGUGCUGUUCACUGCAUUCGAGAGCAAGACUCGGCAGAUACAUGCGCCGCCGAGGAACCCUGACCACAACGGGAUGAGCUUUGAUCUGUUUGUGCAGGCUGGUAUUAGCCUGAAGCGAAUGACGGAUGUGUUUAAGCGGUAUGACGAGGAUCGGGACGGUUAUAUUACCGUGAGCUUUGAGGAGUUCCUGACUGAGAUCAUCCUGCUGCAGGAUUAA